UCCAAUCGGAACACACGUUUCUCACUGGUCUAUUAGCGAACACCCAGCUGUUUACAACCUGCACAGCAGAGAUAUGAAACUACUGGACGACAAUGGUGUCGCAAAUCAAUAAGCAAGGUCUGUUGUCAUCUUCGUACAAGGCAUGCCAAUGCUUCUGCAAAAAUUGUUAAAAUGGUGUGACAACUGUUAAAGGCCUUUUCUUCCGAGAACUGGAUACAAACAAGGGAAAAUGGAGCAAACUCCUCGAUUCUCUGAAUAUGGAGAUGGUGAGGAUCUACAGCAGGAAGAUGAUGACAUUUGUCAAAAGAACACCAUUAUGACACCCGACAUUCCCGACAACCUUGUUCACAAUACUCAAAGAGGCUGGGAGUCUUUUCCCUGUCAGCACUGUGAGAGGUGUUUUACCAGCCAGCAAGGCUUGGAACGACACAUGCAUAGCCACGCUUUGAUGAAGAAUGUGCCACAUCCAUGUAAGAGCAAGAAUGGAAAAAUGGCUUCCGGUUUGGCUCUCGGUCAGCUGCAGCAUGACAGUACCAAGUCUUCAGUUUUAGUAAGUUCAGACGACCAGCUUGAAAGCAGUGAUACUCCUGUUUUGUUAGCUGGGCGCAACACUGUGCCACCUGACGAGCUGCUGUACGAGCAUCAUGCUUGCAGCUACAGCGAAAAGAGAUUCACUACGUUUACCAACAAGCAGCAGCACGAGAGCACAGUCCACAACCAGCAUCUGCAAAUUGCACAUACGGAACAAAGUGAGCCGCCUCAGGAGGAAAAUCUUCAGCAGAUAAUUAUUGCGUCGUCAAAUCUGGGAGCCGAGCUUUCUGCAGAAGUUGCGGAGCAUGAAGUGGAACACACUGGAAACUACAUGCCCGCCAUCUCCAGCAGUAUCUCAGAGAAUCUCAGCUUUUACUUUGAUGGAAAAAUUGUUUCAACAAGCACAGUGAGUGGCUGUGAAGCAGCUGAAGUUCACGCUGCAUGUUCAACUUUGGUUGGACUAGAUGCCCUGAUUCUGGAUCCCACACAAUUGAACCUGGGGUUAAAUUUCAAUUCAAUUCUGAGCAACCAAGAGCUGCCGGGUCAAGCACUUGCCAAGAGAAGAACAGCAACACCUCCUUUGUUACCCCAAAUUCAAACAGAACUGGAAUCUGAAGUGGUGGUGUUGUCAUCCUCUUCAGAAGUUGUAACUUCGUUAAUAGAGAAUACAGAGUCUUCACUUGCCCCCCCAAACUCAGCCACUGUGUUUCUACGAGAGAAGCAGGACACCCUACUUCUAAAUGGCCAAACAUCUUGCUCAUCUGUAUCUGCUGCAACAGGAAGGUUUAAAAGAAGGACUGGAUCUCCACAAAGUUCUCCCCAGCACAACACCACAUCUGAUGAGGAAACAGCAAUAGCAGAUAUGGAUGGUGAUGCCGCCACUUUAUGGCACAUGGACACCCAGUACAGUGUGAGUGUCAAUGACAAAGAAAAUGCAUCUCAAAAGAUUGAGGAACCUCAAGCAAUUACAGUUUCAACAGAGAGCUGGCCCCCUGUGACUGUGGACAGCUGCUAUAGUCAGCAACCACUGGAUCUCUCUAAUACGAUGAAACGAAAUGAAGUUGGGACUUCAGAUGAUGCUGCGCUGGAUUUAAGUUUGCAAAAAAGGAGCCCUGAAGAAUCUCAGCUGACAUCAAAUUUAGUUUUCCCCUCAGAAGAUAAUUCAAACAUGUGGAUGCAGGAAAGGGCCCUCCUGAAUGUUGGAGAGCAAAAUGUAAGCCUCGCAAACUGUGAGACACCUCUUGUGUCAGACCUCACCAUUGUUACAGGUCAAAAUAUGGUGGACUCUGUCGCAGAAGGAAUUGUUUAUGGACUUUCACUCCCCUCCUGUCCCCUGAAUUCUGCACCUGCCACCCUUACACCUCUUGGUUUCCCGCCAGCUUCACCAUGCACUAUAUCAUUUGCUCCCCCAACUACACACACAGUACUACCGACUGCUCCAUCAUUAAUCACAGUUCUGGCACCACCACUAUCUAUUCCUAGCCCCUCAAGCCAACCAAUCCAAGUGCUGGCUCCAAAUAUAUCACAGGAGCCGCUGGUAAUCUGCACAGAAAAUGCCAUAAAUUCUACACAGUGUGAUUUAACCUCUGCGUUUUCAGCUACAACUGCUGCAAACCUUGUUACUCUCUCACAUCCACUUGACCCCUCUCUAAAUCUACCCGGCCACAUGUUUCUCACUGAUCAAAUUUCUCUUAACCCGCCAAUUAAUGAAGACCAUAGCUUGUCUGAGGUGCCAUUCACACCCAGUGCAGCAUUAAACGAUCCACUCAUAAACUCGUAUAUGUCAAGUAACACAGUGCUGAUAGAAUGCACAAUAUCCUUGGAAACGCCAGGGAAUGUCCCCAGUGCUGUUACCAUGCAAGAAAACAUUGAACCUCCAGUAUCUACGCCGAUGCUUGUUAAUCACAUAGAACAGCAACAGAUUGUGUCAUUGCCCAACACCUCAACUGUGGACCCCACCAUUCUCUUGUCCUCCAUUGAGGAGUCUGUGACAUUGUCCACAAACACCUCAAUGAUGCCAGAUUGUCCUGCCCGAGGUGAAGAAACAGAACAAGGCCUCAAAGAAGAGCCUCCAAAUGCAGACGAGGAACUUGCUGACAGCACUGAUUCUGCAGUGGAAAUAUCGACUGACAACUCAAACCAAGUUGAGAAGUUUGAAGAGACAGAACCGCCAAGCAACACACCGAGUGACGUAGAGCAGCAGACUUUCACCAAGAACUUCAUCUGCAAUGUCUGCGACCUUCUGUUCCACUCGAUGAAAGAACUCAGCACCCACGUUAGCGACCAUGCUGAAGAAUGGCCUUACAAAUGCGAGUUCUGCGUUCUGCUCUUUGACAAGCCCUCCGCUUUGCUCGACCAUCGGUCAAGCCUACACGGUGUCGACAAGACUUAUAUUUGCAGUGCAUGUCCUAAAGACUUUGUCUACCUUUGUAAUCUGAAACAGCAUCAGGAGGAAUUGCAUCCUGCCCAGCAAUGUACAUUCACUGAAGAAGAAAAGGGAAAAAUAAGACCUCAGAAUUACAACUACUCCACUAAAGUUAGCAAAGAGCCUCCAUUGCCUGAUGUGUCUGAACAAAAGGUGAAAAAGGAAGAUCAUGAAGUGGAUGUGGCUUCUGAAGAAUUUUUUACAACAAUUAAAAUCAUGGCCUCAGAUAGAGGCAAACUCAAAGUGCCUGAUGUUCGUCUUGGCAUUAACCAGCAUUACCCUAGCUUUAAGCCCCCGCCCUUUCCUUACCAUAACAGGUCACCUGCCGGGUCGGUGGCCUCAGCCACAAAUUUCACCACCCACAACAUUCCACAAACCUUCAGUACAGCUAUUAGGUGCACCAAGUGCGGAAAGAGCUUCAAUAACAUGCCGGAGCUGCACAAGCACAUCCUGGCUUGUGCCAAUGCCAGCGAUAAGAGGCGGUACACGCCCAAGAAGAAUCCCAUCCCACUCCGCCAUUUUGCAAAAAGCCAAAACGGAGUCCUGUCAACUACCAACUCAGAAAAUGAAUGUAAUGCCUCAAAUAGAGCUAGCCAGUCCAACAGAUCAGAAUCUGUCAAAGUGAAGUUAAAAUUACUGAACAAAAGGAAGCGAAAGAUGGUCCAAAGGGUCAUGCCCCAGAGGAACAAAUCUUCGUUAAAUAAAGUGUCCCCUUCACACGUGCAUGAUGACUUAUUUGUUUGCCCUCACUGCAGCAGGGAGUUCACAAUGCGACGCAGCCGAACCAAACACAUGGCAGUCUGUCCCAAAAAACCCAGAGAAGUGAGGACAAGGAAAGAGGGUGGGAUCUCUGUGACAAAGGAAAAUGAUGGACGACUCCAUAGAGGGGUCUCACUUGUCAAUGAGCAACAAGCCUCAGCUCAUCCUAGGACAAGACUCCAGACAUCAAUGCCAGCUAAGAGGCCCGCCACGCCCCCAAGACUAACAAGCUUUUCAAACAAGAGGCCUAAACUAGCCAUAAAGGACGAUUCAAAAAAUGACAUUUCCGCUUUAAACAAAUUCCCCGCCGUUCGUCCUUUCAACCCUCCUCUUCGCCAGUACACACGAGUGCAUCAUGCAGUCAAACUAACUCCAGCAAAUCAACAACAAAGUGAGCCCUCCGCCCCAAGCCGAGAGGAAGCAACUGCUGGUGGCAGCUCUGAGCAAAGCACAACAGCUUGAAGACCUCUCAGCUUACCCUGUCAGGCCAAUGCACACCCUUGACACCUCUUCACCCAGCGAAGGCUUGAAAUCCAUUACACUGUACAAGAGAUGACUGAACUGAGGACAGAAAAAAAACCCUGAACACAACUGAAGUACUUCUGCGAGUGCAGAGUAUGCGAGGGCUUGAAGUUUGUAGGUUGGUACAGUCCUACAUUUCUUCAACUUUCCAUCAAUAGCCUGGAUUUGCACUUUGAAGUUAAUCUGACAGCGACGUGUUGUCAAGGAAAUGGGGAAGCACUGAAGCUGGAAAGGCUUCUCUCAUUUCUCGCUUGGCGGUUCAUUCGGCGAGGAUGGCAAGCAGCAAUCACUGUCAGCAAGGAUUUGCACUACUUUUUCCUUAUCAGUCAUAUGUUGCCUUUUGGGUUUAAAUUCUUUAUGGCAUGUUCUGUGCUUGUUCUUCAGUUGUUUGGUAUUGAGGCAAUUGGGCCUAAACAAAGGAUAUGACUUACCAUUAACCUUAAAACUUAAAUUGAGUCAUUGAACAGAGCACAAAAGUAUUAACAUUUCCCUUCAAAGUUGUUCAGGAUUCAAAUGCAAGAAGCGAUUAUUUGGAAUGUAUUUGGCAGGGUUAACUCGAGAGAGAAAAUCUUGAGUAAAUUUUGUUGGCCCUUUGUGUAUUUAUAUGAAGGUAAUAAGAACAAUUCUAUUCGCGUACCAUCAAAUGCAUAUGGCAUGAUAACCUGUGGCAUACAAAUCAAGGAUAAAAGUUCGAUGUUGUCCUGAUAAAGAAUUUCUUUUAGCGGCUAUCCAAAUGAAAUCGACUGAAAGUUUCUUGGGUCAUCUGCAAUGCUAAGUACUGUACCUGAAAAUAAUACACUGACAUGCAUUGCUUUCACUGUGGUGAGCUCAUAGACCACAGAAAUUCUCAAAAGUGGUGAAAAGGAGCAGUCUGCUGCUGUCAUAUCAUGUAAUACAGUAUAUGUAGUAUUUGUUUAAAGUAUUCAACUGUAGAACACAAGCACUUCAUCCAGGCUUACUGUCUGUGUAACAUUUUCUUGUUUCGUAUCUACAUUAAAUUGUAAUGUGAAUCCCAAAAUGCAAAUGUCAACUUGUUUAGUUUUGUAAAUGACUGUUGAAGGUUGCAACUAAUCUCAUUUGCAUAAAUAUUCAUAAGCUACUAGUUUAAACAGGGUACUUAUGUAAUUGUUAUAUCUAAUGUAUAUCAAAUACAAUUUUAAUUUGUGAGAACUAACGUGUGUGUGAGAGUAAUGAUAGUGGGGGGAAAAAAAUAUCAAAUUUUUCCUCUACAAUUCUUGUAACUCACCCACAGACUGCAUUAUGUUGGAUGUACAGGGUGUCAGGGGACUGCUAUCUGACUGUGAACGUUUGUGUAGCAUUUCAAAAUGUAACUGAAGUCGUGUAUAUUUAUUAAUUUAAAACCAUGUAAUGAUUCUGAAGUCGGAAGCUGUUUGAUUUGCACUUUUUUUUUUUUUUUUUUUUCUUCCCUUCCCCAAGCGUGUGGUCAUAAUAAAUGCAGAAUGUUAGUGUAAAAUCUGUGUGUGUGGCGAUUUGUUGGCCAACAGAUGACAAUUGCUGAAUCCCAUUGAACAAGUUUAUUGUUCAACACUGCAGAUGUAGACUAAUGUCCAGAAGGUGGUGCACUCCACUCGCGCUAACCAUUGCAGCAGAUUAUUGAAUAGCCAAAAGUGUUUGUUUUGUUUUGUUUAACUGUAGGUCUCUUGUACUGAUAAUUUCAUUGGGAAAUUCACUUAAUACAUAAUUUUGAAAAAAAAGUGACAAUCUAAAAACACACAGUAGGUUGCCAAGUCAAAAACUUUUUAGAAAUGGCUAGCAAAGUACUGUUAACCAUAUCCGAACGAGCCUUUGAUUAUAGUCAACAAGCCAAAGAUAAUGAGGAUGCAUCUGAGAUUGUGGACUAUGGAGCAGAACAGGGAUCUCCAAUGACUGGGGUUCUUGAAAUUAAGAGGUGAUCUAUUUUUUUUUUUUAAAUCACAAAAUAGGUUCUCUAUAAAAUUAACAAGAAGAGACUUGAAAAUGUUGUAUUUUUCAGCCCAAGGUUGUGUUCAGGGAACAGAGUGGCUCAAUGGGGGGGAAAAAAAAAAAAAAAGCACCGGGAUUACCAGAUAACUAUUAACCCUUUAUUGCUCAGUGACUGUUUUUUGUCAACGUCUUUAUGUCUCAAAAGUGUUCUGUCAAUUGACUGUCUGUUGUCGUACGAGAGCGGCUCCAACUACCGGGGACAAAUUCCUUGUGUGUUUUUUGGACAUGCUUGGCAAAUAAAGAUGAUUCUGAUGAUGUCCUCCCCAUUCCCACAUUGAUGUUUUAAAGAAGACCCUGUUGCCCACAAUAUAUAUUACAAAUUUGAACAAAGUUCUACUAAAUUCUCAUUAAAACAUUCUCCUGGAGCAGUG
Messenger RNA from Phyllopteryx taeniolatus (common seadragon), 6591 nucleotides. It is a transcript of the gene prdm2a, whose product is annotated as PR domain containing 2, with ZNF domain a. Lineage: Eukaryota; Metazoa; Chordata; Actinopteri; Syngnathiformes; Syngnathidae. Gene Ontology annotation, molecular function: DNA-binding transcription factor activity, RNA polymerase II-specific; RNA polymerase II transcription regulatory region sequence-specific DNA binding. Gene Ontology annotation, biological process: regulation of transcription by RNA polymerase II. Gene Ontology annotation, cellular component: nucleus. The transcript has 4 exons. The record is from RefSeq and is a predicted model, not a curated record. The coding region runs from base 230 to 4177 and encodes 1315 amino acids.